This is a messenger RNA of Cuscuta campestris, 695 nucleotides long. The record is from the annotation of a GenBank genome assembly. NCBI's taxonomy places the organism in Eukaryota, Viridiplantae, Streptophyta, Magnoliopsida, Solanales, Convolvulaceae.
CCCAAAAAGCUCCGGUACCGUCCGUUUCAGCCUCCGUCACGCCGCCGUCCCACCCAACUUCUCCGCCCCUCUCCCGCCCUACUUUCGAAUUGUUUCCCCCCCUCUAUAAAACUCUACGCCAUCUCCCCCGGCUACAUAACUUCUUCCUCCUCCAUCUCGAUCUCUUGCAUUUUAACCUCAGCAUUUCAGCCAUGGCGGCGCGGGCGGUUCUACCGAUCUUUUCCCUUGCUCUCGUCCUUCUCUUCUCGGCCAAUUUCGUUCGAAGCGAUGUGGAUUCGUCUGAAUUUUGGCCGGUCGACUCAGUUUCAGCGACUCCUGCUGUCGCUCUCCCUCCAGAGAGUCUCUCCCCGCCGGCAGAAAUCGCCGAUGGCUCUAUUACUAUUCCACCGCCAGAUCUGGCUCCGCCGUCGCCGUACUCGGCGAACGCGGAUCCUCUGUCCAUCCCGUUUUCUCCGUCCAUGUCCCCUGCUCCCGCGGCGGGCGCUCAGAUCGCAAGCGAUGCAACCAACGAGAGCGGCCAAUCGUCGAGCGAAGGCGGAAUGAGCGGCGGGAAGAAGGCCGGAAUAGCGGCCGGAGUGAUUUCCGGUGUGUUUGUGGCAGGGUUGGCAGGGAAGAUUUACAAAAAGCGACAGGACAAUAUCCGCCGGGCGCAUUUCGGGUUCCGCUAAGCUCGGACUUGUGCAAUUGAUCAUCAU